AUGUUUACCAACUCAGCAUCUCCACUGGAUAUACUCUUGUGGGCCUUUACAGGAAUUGUAUCCAUCGUUUGUCUUUUAGGGAAUGGAUUUAUCACAGCUGUGCAGGGACAACAAUGGCUUCAAAACAAAAAGAUAUUGACUUGUGAAUUCCUCUUGAUAAGUUUGAGCACAUCCAGAUUUGUGAUGCAGCUGCUAUACUCAGUGAACGCCCUUCUGUACUUCAUCUCCCCAGAAACACAUGUGGAGUCUUCCAGACAGGCAGCAAUCAAUAUUAUCAGUCUGUUUUUCAACAUGGCCAGCCUCUGGUCUGCCACAUGGCUAAGUGUUUUCUAUUGUGUGAAGAUCACUAACUUUGCCAAUCGUGUCCUCCUCUGGCUGAAGCCAAGAAUCAAUAUGCUUGCACCCAGACUGCUUGGAAUGUCAAUAGUCAUUUCCAGUAUCUCCUUUCUUCUUCCACUGGUUGAAUAUUUUGGGCACAAAAAGUGUGGAAAUCUAUCAGAAACUCUGCCAGGAAGUGACAUCCACAGUGGGUUUUAUCACAAAAUAUUCUUUAUUUUUCUUCCUCUGAUGUUUGCUUAUACUUGUAUAAAUUGCACCAUAAGCAUAGCUGCAUCCAUUCUUUUAGUUAACUCCCUUUGGAAGCACAUAAAGAAUUUGAAGAAGAGUGGUGCUGGAGUUACAGACCUCAGCACUCAGGUCCAUAUCAAAGUCAUAAUAUUCUUGUUGUUUUAUGUCUUCCUCUUCUUUCUAUAUUUCAGCAUCAUUAUAACAUUUGCAGUAAAUGGUAUCACGUUUAGAAACACUGAGAUACUAGCUCUGAAAACCAUGACAACCACAUUUCCUUCUGCACACUCCAUCAUAUUAAUAUUGACCAAUCCAAAACUGAAAGAAAUGGCUGCUUGCAUUCUGAAUAUCAGACAAAGAACUUCAUAA
Sceloporus undulatus (fence lizard) is the source of this 933-nucleotide messenger RNA. Its product is annotated as taste receptor type 2 member 10-like. Gene Ontology annotation, cellular component: membrane. The record is from RefSeq and is a predicted model, not a curated record. Gene Ontology annotation, biological process: sensory perception of taste; detection of chemical stimulus involved in sensory perception of bitter taste; G protein-coupled receptor signaling pathway. The coding region runs from base 1 to 933 and encodes 310 amino acids. NCBI's taxonomy places the organism in Eukaryota, Metazoa, Chordata, Lepidosauria, Squamata, Phrynosomatidae. Gene Ontology annotation, molecular function: G protein-coupled receptor activity; bitter taste receptor activity. The transcript has a single exon.